Ilyonectria robusta is the source of this 2531-nucleotide messenger RNA. Its product is annotated as cleft lip and palate transmembrane protein 1-domain-containing protein. The coding region runs from base 172 to 2142 and encodes 656 amino acids. The transcript is spliced from 3 exons. The record is from RefSeq and is a predicted model, not a curated record. NCBI's taxonomy places the organism in Eukaryota, Fungi, Ascomycota, Sordariomycetes, Hypocreales, Nectriaceae. Gene Ontology annotation, cellular component: membrane; endomembrane system.
CACAUGGACCGAGGGGAAUUUCCACUUGCGACAACCUCGACCAACGGCCACGACCCAACAGCCGCAACAGCUUGGCCCGUAAAUCCGGCUUCUAAACCGAGACGUUCAUCCGUCUCCAAGCCUAUUUAACGUGCAGCUGUCUUCUUUCCUCGACCAGAGGCGACUGACGCGAUGGCCGAAGCAGCCGUCCUACCUCGUCAGCCAGGCGAGCAGCCGCAAGGAGGCGGUGGUGGAAUAACCUUCAACAAGCUUCUCCUCGGCGGCGCCGUCUACCUUGGUAUCAAUUUCGGCAUCAACUAUAUGAACAGGAAGGAUCAGACCGGCAUCGAUGCUACCCACCCUGAGACCGGCAAGAUCAUCAAGGUUCCCGGAAACAUUGACGACAUCCCGCCGUUCGAAUUUAGGGCCAAGGAGCUCAACGAGGGUGCGACGUACCGCCCAAUCCCCAAGAGGGUCGCGCCAAUCUGGCCCCAGGACACCCACCUCGAUGUCAUCGUCACCCUCUCCUCCUCGUUCAACCCUGCCCCCAUCUCCCAGGUCCCCGAGGAAUAUGUCAUCCUCAUUGAGAAGGGGUUUCAGCUCAACAACUACUCGGACAAGCGCGUGGCGGAGAAGACGUUUCCGGUCCCCAAGUCGGUUCAGAACAACGGCACCCUCUGGGGUCACUUCUACGUCGGUCUCCCUGGCAGCAACCUGGAUCCCAAGCAGGCCGGAUUCGAUCCCACAAAGGCGUAUCAUUUCGCAUGGCCCCUGACCCACUACCUUCCCCAAAAGAAGGUUGCAAAGACCCGAAACCUCCUCGACAAUUCCCCCGAGCCAGAGAUUGAAACUCCCGAGGAGGAAGAGCACACUGGACCUCUGAUCACCAACCACUACCACCCCAACGCCAGCUUGUCCUUUAUUCCCGACUUAGGCGUCAAGGACUUGGCAUCACUUACUCCCCCUGUUAAGCAGUUCUUCCGUCUCGAGGCCACUGGUGCCCGUGACGGUUCUGGCCAGAAUAGCUGGUACUACCCGGUUCUGUUUGUCAACACCUUCUGGCAGUUGAAGACUCACAUGUCCCCUUUGAAUGAGACUGUCAAGGAGUUGCCCAUCCGCCUCGAUCUCGGAAACCUGGUCAGCUGGCAGUUCCAGAUCAUGGCCACCAUGGAUGCCAGUUCUAAGGAGGCCGCCCGUCAGGCCGCAUACGGCAACGCGCUUCCUGGCGGCGGCGAUGGCUCGGAGAUGGAAAUGAUCAAGGAAAUCUUCAUUGACACGAACCCCAUCCUCCUUGGCAUCACCAUCGUGGUCAGCAUCGCACACAUGUUCCUGGAGACCCUCGCCUUUGGUUCCGAUAUUGCUCACUACCGCAAGAAGAAGGACAACGUUGGUAUUUCAGUGCGAUCUAUCCUCGCCAACGUCUUCAUGCAGACGGUCAUCUUCCUCUAUCUUUUGGACAACUCCCAGAACACGAGCUGGAUGAUCCUGGGUACCCAAGUGGUGGGCAUUCUUAUCGAGUUCUGGAAAGUUACAACCGUCGUCAACGUGCGCGUUGGCCCUAGCGCCCCCGGAUCCUGGCUCCCCUUCGCUGUCGUCUUUGAGGAUAAGCAGAAGCUUACUGAGACGGAAGAGAAGACUAAGGAGUAUGACGAGAUUGCGUUCAAGUAUGUGUACAUUGCCGCGGUGCCCCUGCUGAUCGCGUACGGCAUCUACUCGCUUAUCUACGAGUCUCACAAGUCGUGGUACUCGUACAUCAUCACGACACUGGUGGGAUCGGUCUAUGCGUAUGGCUUCCUGAUGAUGAUCCCGUCGCUAUACAUCAACUACCGUCUCAAGAGCGUGGCGCACAUGCCAGCCAAGGCCAUGAUGUACAAGUUCCUCAACACCUUCAUCGACGACCUGUUCGCCUUCACCAUCAAGAUGCCUUUCCUGCACCGACUGUCGACAUUCCGUGACGACAUCAUCUUCUUCAUCUACAUCUACCAGCGAUGGGCAUACCGCAUUGACUACACUCGUGUCAACGAGUUUGGCCAGGGCGGUGAUGACGACGAGGCGGGGGUGAAGAAGGAGGCCGAGGGCAAGGAGGUGGCCGCUGAGAAGGUCAAGGCGGUCGAGGCGAAGGCGACUGGUGCUGAUACCGGCAAGGCCAAGAAGAGAAAGUAGAGGAAAGGUCUUGCUAGUUUUUGCCUCCUAUGUCUCCUUUAAUCGUCUUUUAGCGUCCAACGGAUGACGAUAACAGUUUCACGGGUUUUGGAAAACGCAAGGAACGAGUGGCUGUCUGAUGCCUCAUGAUCUUUGCCUGUACAUGUAAAUGAUAAUUGAACGCAAACAUCGACCAACUUCUGGAAACAUCCGUCACAAUUGUUGUCAUCUUUUAGUAUGCCCCUGGAGUUUCUCAGUCACACACCCGGCACUCGAUCCCCAUAAUCCGAUACAAACAUUUCGUAAUAGGUACCAUGGGCCCCAUUUUGUCUCCCUCCAUCCCAGCCCUACACAAGCACUGUCGCAACGGCGUGGAAGUCACGCAGAUUAUCGGUCCAAUCCCAUCCAUC